This is a messenger RNA of Symsagittifera roscoffensis, 798 nucleotides long. RefSeq names its product glycine receptor subunit alpha-2-like. Gene Ontology annotation, cellular component: neuron projection; synapse; plasma membrane. The transcript is spliced from 3 exons. Gene Ontology annotation, molecular function: neurotransmitter receptor activity; transmembrane signaling receptor activity; monoatomic ion channel activity. The coding region runs from base 25 to 570 and encodes 181 amino acids. Gene Ontology annotation, biological process: nervous system process; regulation of membrane potential; chemical synaptic transmission. Lineage: Eukaryota; Metazoa; Xenacoelomorpha; Acoela; Convolutidae. The record is from RefSeq and is a predicted model, not a curated record.
UACGAGAGUAGUACGAAUACCUACAUGGGGGAUCUGUACACUGAACACGUGCUGUGGAUCAGAAUGUCCCGCAAGUACCAGAUAUACCUGCUCACCAUUUACCUGCCCAGCUCAUCACUCGCAGUGCUCAAUUGGGUAAACUUCUGGAUUAACCCAGAAUGUACCCCGGAGCGAGCGGGGCUGACCAUAACUCUGGCCCUAGCUCAAAUAGUGUUGCUGGUCGGGACAGCUCAGCGGUUUCCUUCAACCAGCGACUUCAAGAUGGUCGAUCUUUACCUCCUCGUCUGUUUUCUGUUCCAAAUCGCAUGCCUGAUCGAAACUGUUUUGGCUGCCGUGCUUUUCAGAAACGGCGAGAAAAAGGAGCAAAAGCAAAAACUUGUCGCCAAAUCAGACAAGGGAUUGACUAGCACUGGCCUUGAAGAUGACACCGAUGAACUCAAAUACCUCCCAGCCCCCGAGAAUAACCCGCUGGACAAUAGAGUGGACGAAAUCAGUCGCGUUGUGUUCCCUUCUGCCUUCCUUAUGUGGAAUGUGAUCUUUUUUGGACUCAGCUUCUAUUUCACAAGAUAAACGUCGAUCAAGAGUGACUCGUGCUCGGAAACUAUAACUGAUUACUAAUUCUACUAACUCAGUUACCAAUUUUCUUGUUGUAGAUCAAACUUUUUCCAUCAAUUACGUUCAAAAUUUUUCUUUUACUCCAAGACUUUAUGAGGGACCUUUUCCCUUAUAAUGUCGUGAUGUAAUUGUACGCUUGCUUCUGCCUAUCCUCUUGUCUCAUAUUGGCAACUGCGACUGAAA